AUGGACGGGAAGCGAUGGAUCAGUACCAGCACCAGCACCAGCACCGACUCGACUCCUCCUGAGUUCGCGGGGAAAAACGCCUACGACCUCCUAGGGGUGUCCGAGACCAGCUCAUUCGCCGAGAUCAAGGCUUCUUUUCGUAAAUUGGCCAAAGAAACCCACCCCGACCUCGCUCAAUCGCCCAAUGAUUCCUCUACUUCCAAUCAGUUCAUUCAAAUUCUCGCAGCUUACGAGAUAUUAUCAGAUUCUGAGAAGAGGGCGCUUUAUGAUCGUUAUCUUUUGUCUCAAAGAACACUUGUUCAAAGACAUUCCAGACAAGGUACACUAGUGUACAAAUAUGAAUUUCAUAGAGCAACAGUGAAGCAGAUGGAAGUUGUUGAGUGGUUGAGAUGGUAUAGAUGUGCCAUAAAUGACAUUUUGACAGAGAAAAGGGUGGUAAUUGGCUCAGGCUAUUUUGAUGUACUGGAAAGGGAUUUCUAUUCAGCCAUACAUGCUGCGUACUAUGGCCCUGAGAUUGAGUCCUUAGAUCUUCUUCCCGACCGUUUUGAAGCUGAGGAGAGGUCUAUAUCUGAAACUCCUGAGGUGCUGCAUUUGGUUUCAGGUCGAGACCUUUUUGGAAUGGUAUGCAUAGCAGCCAAGGUUCCUGAAUUAUCACAUGUAUUUAAGGGAAAACUUGUGUCUUUUACAUCUGUGGGUUCAGACUCGUACCAUUCUGUUGAUAAUGAGGACACUCGAAUGAACUCUGGCAUAGCUGAUGUUGAAACAAGUCAGAUGCAAUCCAAAGGUAUUGAUCAUCAGGCAUCUGAUGCAUAUAAAGAUCUACAAUUGCAGAUAGCAGGGCAGGUUGUUGCUACAGCCAUUAGAGUCCCGCCUAGGAGUUAUUGUGAUGGGUUACAGAGAGAAGAUUCUCACGAUCACAUACAUGUGUAUCUCAGCUCAAAUGCAGUGUCUGUGAGUCAGGGGUCUCUAAGAGAUUCCUUUGUGGGUGAUGCAGUUGGAUCUUGGAUCCCACUAGGAGCAAUAACUGGAUUAGGGACAAGCCCUGACGAAGGAUCUUGCUUUGUCUACAAUAAGGGGUGUUAA
This is a messenger RNA of Ilex paraguariensis (yerba mate), 1083 nucleotides long. NCBI's taxonomy places the organism in Eukaryota, Viridiplantae, Streptophyta, Magnoliopsida, Aquifoliales, Aquifoliaceae. The record is from the annotation of a GenBank genome assembly.